Pistacia vera is the source of this 3384-nucleotide messenger RNA. Its product is annotated as pollen-specific leucine-rich repeat extensin-like protein 4. The transcript has 2 exons. The record is from RefSeq and is a predicted model, not a curated record. Bases 274 to 3192 code for a protein of 972 amino acids. Lineage: Eukaryota; Viridiplantae; Streptophyta; Magnoliopsida; Sapindales; Anacardiaceae. Gene Ontology annotation, molecular function: protein binding.
AAAUUUCUGUUUCCUCAAAGCACUCAGAAUCCAUCAAUCCUCUAUUUUUAGCAGUGCUUCAGCUUAGAAAUCGCAAUUCAAUUGAAGUCCAUCCCCAAACUUGGAGGUCUAAAAAUAGAUUACCAAAAAAAUUAUGGUCUAAAACUCAGCCAAAAUUCCCGUGAAAUAUCAACCGUUCGCUCCUUAUAAGAACCCUUCCCUCCGUUUGUCUCUAUAAGCAGCCUUGGGCUUCCAAGGAAGAACAAUAAGGUACUGUACAAUAGUAAUAAUAAUAUGCCAAACAGCAUCAAACACAUUAAGGCCUCCGGCUGCUUCUAUUUCUUAAUUUUAUUUUCUUCCUUCUCAAUAAUUUCUCAUGCUCUUACGGAUGCUGAGGCAUCUUUUAUUGCUCGUCGUCAGCUGUUGACACUCCCUAAAGAUGGAAAACUACCGAUUCCUGAGUUCGAGAUAGGACUUGAUAAACAGUUUGAAAACGAUAGGCUAAAGAAGGCGUAUGUGGGGCUUCACGCCUUCAAGAAGGCCAUCUACUCCGACCCUUUUAACACGACCGGUAAUUGGGUUGGACCAGAUGUGUGCUCAUAUACUGGUGUGUUUUGUACACCGGCGAGUGAUGACCCCAAGAUCAGAGUUGUUUCUGGUAUUGAUCUUAAUCAUGCUGACAUUGCUGGGUAUUUCCCGGCUGAGCUCGGGCUCUUGACAGAUCUUGUGCUGUUCCACAUAAACACUAACAGGUUCUGUGGAAUCAUUCCAAUGAGCAUGUCAUCCCUGACCUGUCUUGUUGAGUUUGAUAUCAGCAACAAUCGUUUCGUUGGUCCUUUCCCGAAAGUUGUUCUGUACUGGAAAAAGCUCAAGUAUCUUGAUAUCCGAUUUAAUGAUUUUGAAGGCGAGCUGCCUCCUGAGGCCUUUGAGCUGCCACUUGAUGUAUUUUUCAUCAACAACAACAGGUUCUCGUCUUGCAUUCCGGAUACAAUCGGAAAAUCAAAUGUAUCUGUUGUUGUAUUUGCUCAUAACAGGUUCUCUGGUAGCAUUCCCACAAAUCUUACCAAGAUGAAAAACUUGGCUGAGAUUCUCUUAAUUGACAAUCAACUUGGAGGUUGUCUGCCACAAGAAUUCGGAGAGCUUUGCAAUUUGACUGUAUUUGAUGUUACCUUCAACAAUCUCUCGGGAAGUUUGCCUAAGAGCUUUAAAGAGCUGAAAAAUCUUCAGAUAUUGGACCUUUCACAUAAUCAACUAAUAGGUAAUGUGUCAGAGGAGAUCUGCAAGCUACCGAAACUGUCGAAUUUCACAUUCAAUGAUAAUUAUUUCGAGGGAGUGAGUAAAGAAUGCAGUUCCGGGAAGAACUUUGUGAUGAAUGAUACAAACAACUGUUUGGCUGAUAGGCCUGAGCAGAGAAUGCCAAAUAUAUGCUCUGUGGACCGAAAUGUGGAUUGCAACGCGAUCUAUGAGAGGUGUGGCGGCUCUGUGCCACCUCCAUUCCAUACACCUGUUCCCAAGCCAGCUGCACCUACUGUGCCAUCACCUGAUCCACAUAAGCAAUCUCCAGUGAAGCCUGCAAAGCCUAUACCGCCAACCUCUGAUCCUCAACCGUCAAAACCAGUAGCUCCUCAGCCACCGAAACAAGCGCCGCUACCUCCACCACCAACAAAUCAGUGGUGGCCAUGGACACCAAAACCACCAACACAGGCACCACCUAAGCCAUCAUCUCCAAUUCCUCAGCCACCAAAACAGUCCACUCCGGUGCCAUCGUCACCAAAGCCUGUGGUUGAGCCACCGAAACAGUCCACUCCGGUGCCACCAUCACCAAAGCCCGUGGUUGAGCCACCGAAACAGUCCACUCCGGUGCCACCGUCGCCAAAGCCUGUGGUUGAGCCGCCAAAACAGUCCACUCCAGUGCCACCAUCGCCAAACCCUGUAGUUGAGCCACCAAAGCCCGUGGUUGAGCCACCAAAACAGUCCACCCCCGUGCCACCAUCACCAAAGCCCGUGGUUGAGCCGCCAAAACAGUCCACUCCAGUGCCACCGCCACCAAAGCCUGUAGUUGAGCCACCAAAACAGUCCACUCCGGUGCCACCGCCACCAAAACCCGUGGUUGAGCCACCAAAACAGUCCACUCCGGUGCCACCUCUGCCAAAGCCCGUGGUUGAGCCACCAAAACAGUCCACUCCGGUGCCACCUCCGCCAAAGCCCGUGGUUGAGCCACCAAAACAGUCCACUCCGGUGCCACCCUCCUGCCAAAGCCCGUGGUUGAGCCACCAAACAGUCCACUCCGGUGCCACCUCCCCAACCCGUGAAACCACCGGCUCCAUCAAAACCUUUGGCACCACACCAACACCCGCUCCAGUGGCACAACCAUCAAAGCCGCCGACACCUGCACCAACAGCAACACCAUCAAAACCACCGGCUCCAGUGCCACAACCAUCAAAGCCGCCUACACCAACACCAACACCAACACCAGAGAAAGUGGCUCCAUCAAAACCUUCAGCACCCAACACCAACACCGACACCCACACUAUCAAAUCCACCGGCACCAACACCUACACCAACACCAACCCAUCAAAACCACCGGCUCCAGUGCCACAACCAUCAAAGCCGCCAACGCCUACACCUACACCAACACUAUCAAGGCCACCAGCUGCAGUGCCACAACCAUCAAAACCGCCAACACCAACACCGGCACUGACACCUGAACCAGUAAACCCACCAGCUCUAUCAAAACCUUUUGCACCUACACCUACACCAACACCAUCAUCUCCAGCGCCACAACCGCCAACUCCAACUCCAACACCUACACCAACACCUGAGCCAUCAAAACAAACCCCGCCUCCACAGCCACCAGCAGUACCGGCUCCACCCCCACGUGUCCAGUCCCCACCACCUCCUCCAGUAGACACCAUACCACCACCUCAAAACCAAACUACACCUCCGCCACAAGUACAGGCUCCAUCCCCCCGUGUACAAUCCCCACCACCGCCUCCUCCCACACAGGCUCCACCCCCACAAGUCUACUCACCGCCACCACCGGUCAAAUUAGCACCUCCAACCCCAACCGCAACUCCGACCCCAACCCCGCCAACGGGCUCUCCUCCGCCAAAAACAGUGGCUCCCCCGACAGAUGAAGAUGACGUCCCACUCCCGCCAAACAUUGGAGCUCAGUAUCAUUCACCACCUCCGCCAAUAUUCCAAGGCUAUUAAGGCGGCACUUCUCUGAAAGGCUUGCACUUCAACUAAUGCAACGUCAAUAUAUGCUCUAUUAGUUGAUGAACUCCUCAACUUAAGGGAUUUGUUCUUUUCUCUUGUAUUAACUGACGAGCGGAGAAGUUUUUGAGAAGUUUUUGUAAUAAUAUGAUUCAUUAUUCAUUAAUGGGUAAUAUAUGAUUUUUUUUA